AUGGACACUUCUCACAACAACCUGCAGCCAGUUCUCUCUCCUAACGACCUUGAGACCUUGUUAGUACAGUCCUCCCCUGACAGGCUGGGAGCAGUCCCUAUCUGUGUUUGGAGUUCUUCUCAGUCUCGGAGUUUCCCUUAUCUGCAUGUGAAAUGGUACCAGCGCAGCUGGCAUCCCAGCAAUGUGUUGAUGGCAAAAGUCAAUCACCUCCCGAACCUACAAGCAGCGGUACUACGGGAGGCCCUUGGAGCUCUCCCGGACCGCAGCGGGCUGGGACCAGCAUCUCCCCCUGAGCGGGACGCCUCUCGGAGCUCCCAAACUCUCCUGUCUGUUUGCGAAAAUUGGAGAUGUGGCCCUUGCUUAAGGAUAGCCCCGGCUUUCAAUGCUCUGAGUAACAAAUAUCCCCAGGCAACUUUUUUGGAAGUAGAUGUGCAUCAAUGCCAGGGAACAGCUGCUACCAAUAAUAUAUCAGCAACGCCGACAUUUCUGUUUUUCCGAAACAAAGUGCGAAUCGACCAAUAUCAAGGAGCAGAUGCUGUAGGUUUAGAAGAAAAAAUUAAACAGCACCUGGAGAAUGAUCCUGGAAACAGUGAAGAUACAGAUAUCCCAAAAGGAUAUAUGGAUUUAAUGCCAUUUAUCAAUAAAGCCGGCUGUGAAUGUCUUAAUGAGAGUGAUGAGCAUGGAUUUGAUAAUUGUUUACGUAAAGACUCUACCUACUUGGAAUCAGACUGUGAUGAGCAGCUGCUUAUUACUGUAGCUUUUAGUCAACCUGUCAAGCUUUAUUCUAUGAAACUUCAGGGGCCAGAUAAUGGGCAAGGUCCAAAGUACAUAAAAAUCUUUAUCAACCUUCCUCGAUCUAUGGAUUUUGAAGAAGCAGAAAGAAGUGAACCAACUCAAGCCCUGGAACUGACACCAGAUGAUAUUAAAGAAGAUGGUAUUAUCCAGCUUCGCUAUGUAAAAUUUCAGAAUGUUAACAGUGUAACUUUGUUUGUCCAAUCCAAUCAUGGUGAUGAAGAGACAACAAGAAUUACAUACUUCACAUUUAUUGGAACUCCAGUCCAAGCGACAAAUAUGAAUGACUUCAAGCGAGUAGUUGGCAAAAAAGGAGAGAGCCACUAGGACGCAAAAGACACUGGAAGGCCUUAACACAAUCAGAGAUCUUCACUUUUAUCUACAACUCCUGGAUAAUUGCUUGACCAUAACCAGAGACUGUCAAUCUGUUUCAUUUAAUGCCAUUACCAAUAAAUCAUUGCUUU
Haliaeetus leucocephalus (bald eagle) is the source of this 1256-nucleotide messenger RNA. RefSeq names its product thioredoxin-like 1 (gene TXNL1). Bases 1 to 1119 code for a protein of 372 amino acids. Lineage: Eukaryota; Metazoa; Chordata; Aves; Accipitriformes; Accipitridae. The record is from RefSeq and is a predicted model, not a curated record. The transcript is spliced from 8 exons.